UUCAAUGAUUAAUGGACCCUGGAAACUGGAAGUGCAAAAACGCAUUGAUUAUAGUAUUUAUAAAACUCUGCAGAUUAUGCAGAGAGAGCAGGAACAGAGGUUUGGUUUCGUUGCGUGAGCUGUUUCCCUUUCACAUGGUCUCACUUCCUCUUUAAUUCUCUCUUCUUCUACCUCUGGACUCUCUCUCUCUCUCUCUCUCUCUCUCUCUCUCUCUUUCUCUAGCUAUGCUGUUUCUUCCUCGGAAGCCAUGAAAAUAGGAUUAGUUUCACGGAUCUUCUUCUUCUUCUUCUCUUGCCUUGUUCUUGUCUCUUCAGGUUUAAACUCUGAUGGAGUUCUCUUGAUGACUUUCAAAUACUCUGUUCUUCUUGAUCCUCUGUCUUUGUUGCAGUCAUGGAAUUACGACCACGACAAUCCCUGUUCGUGGCGAGGCGUGUUGUGUAAUAGCGAUUCAAGAGUUGUGACUUUGUCUCUCCCAAACUCUAAGCUCGUUGGUUCGAUUCCUUCCGAUCUGGGUUUCCUCCAAUACCUCCAAAGUUUCGAUCUUUCCAACAAUUCGAUCAAUGGGUCAUUACCAGUUGAGUUUUUCGCCGCCGGUGAGCUUCGGUUUUUAGACCUCUCAAAUAACUUGAUAUCCGGCGAGAUCCCUGCGACGGUCGGCGAUAUGCACAAACUCCAGACGUUAAAUCUCUCUGAUAACAUCUUAUCGGGAAAAUUACCCGCCAACUUGGCGUCUCUUGGAAGCUUGACGGAUGUUUCUCUGAAGAACAACUACUUUUCCGGCGAACUUCCCGGCGGGUGGAGAUCCGUUCAGUUUCUAGACCUCUCUUCGAAUCUGAUCAAUGGUUCAUUACCACCGGAUUUCUCCGGCAACAAUCUCCGAUACCUUAAUGUCUCGUAUAACCAGAUCUCCGGUGAGAUUCCUCCUGAUCUCGGUGCUGGUUUCCCUGGUAACACCACCGUGGAUUUCUCCUUCAACAAUCUAACCGGUUCAAUCCCAGAUUCUCCGGUUUUCCUUAACCAGAACUCAAUUUCUUUUUCCGGAAACCCGGGUUUAUGCGGAGCUCCGACCCGAAACCCAUGUCCCAUUCCUUCCUCCCCAGCCACCGUCUCCGGCGCCGCCACGCCGACGUCUACGCCUGCACUCGCAGCUAUACCGAAAACAAUCGGUUCAAACUCAGAAACCGACCCGGACGGACCGGAAAACAAGAACUCAAAUCCAAGAACCGGGUUAAGACCCGGCGUUAUAAUCGGAAUCGUAGUCGGAGAUAUCGCCGGAAUGGGAAUCCUCGCGCUCAUCUUCUUCUACCUCUACAGAUACAAGAAGAACAAAAGCGUGGAGAAGAACACACAAAGUUUAGAAGCAAACGAAAUCAAAGACACAACUUCAUUAUCACCAUCAUCAUCAACAACUACUUCUUCUUCCUCUCCAGAACAAUCCAAUAGAUUCGCCAAAUGGUCAUGCCUCCGUAAGAAUCAAGAAACCGAUGAAACGGAAGAAGAGGAAGAAGAAGAAGAACGUCAAGGGCCAGGAGAGAACAACAAGAAAGGAACUUUGGUAACCAUUGAUGGAGGAGAGAAGGAGCUUGAAGUAGAAACUCUGCUCAAGGCUUCUGCUUACAUUUUAGGAGCCACCGGUUCGAGUAUAAUGUACAAGACGGUUCUCGAGGACGGUACGGUUCUCGCGGUUCGUCGGCUAGGUGAGAACGGUUUGAGUCAACAACGCCGGUUUAAGGAUUUUGAGGCACAUGUUCGAGCUAUUGGCAAGUUGGUUCACCCGAAUUUGGUCCGUCUCCGUGGAUUCUAUUGGGGUAACGACGAAAAAUUGGUCAUUUACGAUUUUGUCCCUAAUGGCAGCCUCGUCAACGCCCGUUACAGGAAAGGAGGGUCGUCGCCGUGCCAUUUACCGUGGGAGACUCGGCUCAAGAUAGCUAAAGGUUUGGCUCGUGGGCUUGCUUACCUCCACGAGAAGAAACACGUGCACGGUAACUUAAAACCUAGUAACAUACUUUUGGGCCAAGACAUGGAGCCUAAGAUUGGUGAUUUUGGGCUCGAAAGGCUUCUUGCUGGCGAUACAAGCUAUAACCGAGCUAGUGGGUCCUCUCGGAUUUUCAGUAGCAAGCGAUCAGCAACAACGUCCUUGCGUGAAUUCGGAUCAAUCGGGCCUACACCGAGCCCGAGUCCAAGCUCGAUUGGGCCUAUAUCUCCUUAUUGCGCACCCGAGUCGCUCCGUAACCUCAAACCAAAUCCGAAAUGGGACGUGUUUGGGUUCGGAGUGAUCCUCCUCGAGCUUCUCACAGGGAAAAUCGUGUCCAUAGACGAAGUUGGGAUCGGAAAUGGGCUAACGGUAGAAGACGGAAACCGAGCACUGAUAAUGGCUGAUGUGGCGAUCCGAUCCGAAUUGGAGGGAAAAGAGGACUUUUUACUUGGUCUUUUCAAAUUGGGAUAUAGUUGUGCAUCUCAAGCUCCACAAAAGAGACCGACUAUGAAGGAGGCUUUAGUAGUCUUUGACAGAUUCCCUAUUAGCUCUUCGGCUAAGUCUCCAUCGUACCUUUACGGACACUAUUAAUGUUUGAUCUUACACUAACUUUGUAAGCCUCUUUACGAGGCUGAAGUAUAUACACAUGAAGCAACUCGUUCUUGUUAUUUGUUCACUUGAUUUUUUUGUGUGUGUUUUACAUGAUUUUUAGGAUAUUACCAAA
Molecule: messenger RNA, 2699 nt
Organism: Eutrema salsugineum
Lineage: Eukaryota; Viridiplantae; Streptophyta; Magnoliopsida; Brassicales; Brassicaceae
Product: probable LRR receptor-like serine/threonine-protein kinase At4g37250
Exons: 2
Coding region: 248-2566 (772 amino acids)
Biological process (GO): protein phosphorylation
Molecular function (GO): ATP binding; protein kinase activity; protein binding
Source: RefSeq, a predicted model, not a curated record